AAAGACCAACGAACUCUUUUUCGAGACCAACAGACAUAUUUGCUACCCAAGUUUUCCCUUGUCACAAACAUGACUAUGAAAGAAUUCACCCUUCCUGCUGGUGAAGGCAAGAAAGUGUGCGUCGGCGGCGGUGCCGGAUUCAUCGGCUCGCACAUUGCCCGUCGUCUCAAGGCGGUUGGCUACUACGUCGUUGUCGUCGACUGGAAGAAGAACGAGUUCAUGGAAAACAGCGAAUUCUGCGACGAGUUCAUCCUCGGCGAUCUCCGCAAGCUCGAAGUUGCCUGUAGCGCCUGCGAAGGCUGCGCUCAAGUCUACAAUCUCGCCGCGGACAUGGGUGGUAUGGGCUUUAUCGUAUCGAACGAGUCUGUGCUCGCCUUUAACAACACGGCCAUUUCGAUGAACAUGCUCGAAGCCGCUCGUCGCAACAAGGUCAAGGAUUUCUUCUACUCCAGUUCCGCAUGCGUCUACAACGAAGCCAAGCAGGAAGACCCAGCCAAUCCCGGACUCAUCGAAGCGGAUGCCUGGCCAGCACGCCCCCAAGACAUGUACGGACUCGAAAAACUCUACGCGGAAGAAAUGGCUCUUGCGUACGGUCGGGAUUUCGACAUGAACGUGCGCAUCGCUCGCUUCCACAACAUUUACGGUCCCCGUGGUACCUGGAAGGGUGGACGUGAAAAGGCCCCCGCCGCCUUUUGCCGCAAAGCCAUUACCAGUACCGAACACUUUGAAAUGUGGGGUGACGGCAAGCAGACGCGCUCGUUUACCUACAUCGACGAUUGUGUCGAAGGAGUCUUGCGUCUCAUGUUCUCCGACUGCGAUGUACCCAUCAAUCUCGGUAGUACCGAAAUGGUCGACAUGAUUGAAUUCGCCCAAAUUGCUCUCUCCUUUGAAGCAAAGAAACUCCCAAUCAAGCACAUUGAAGGCCCCAUGGGAGUGCGUGGGCGCAACUCCAACAAUAAGCUUAUCAUGGAAAAGUUGGGCUGGGAACCCACCAUGCAAAUCAAGGACGGUCUCCGUUUGACCUACUUCUGGAUCAAGGAACAGAUUGAUGCUGAAGGCGGUGACGGGGCUGCCUAUUCCACGUCGGAGAUUGUCCAGCAGGUUGAUGACACUCUGAUGCAGCUGGGCAACGAGAAGAGCACCGCCAUUGAUCAGUCGGCGUGAAAUGCAGUAAAGGAGGCAUCUCUAUUGCUGACCAUCGAUAAU
Phaeodactylum tricornutum CCAP 1055/1 is the source of this 1206-nucleotide messenger RNA. Its product is annotated as nad-dependent epimerase/dehydratase. Lineage: Eukaryota; Bacillariophyta; Bacillariophyceae; Surirellales; Neidiaceae. The transcript has a single exon. The coding region runs from base 70 to 1164 and encodes 364 amino acids. The record is from RefSeq and is a predicted model, not a curated record.